GUCAGUCGACAGAAGUGAUGACGCUGUGUCUCCCCGAUGCUCUUUUCACGUACGUCUCCGUCUUCGCCUUAAGUGUUUCCCAAAGCACGGCCAUGGACUCGGAGUUUUGCGCAGUUGCCAACGGCUCGGGAAUACUCUGCGUGAACCGUACCAUAAAUCAUACGUUAUGCGCCGAAGAGGAGCCAAUGGUUGCUACAACAGCGGAGACAAUAAAGAGCCUGGGUGAAGACAUUAGUGAGUGCGAACCACCUAAGUAUCCGCUACCCGCUUCCCAAAACCCCCUUUACCUAGUAGGUUACUCCUCAUCACUUAAUAGGUCCAGUUACUCAUGCGUAGCGUCAACUUUCCACAACUUCAGUAUUGGCACUGCGCUGUAUCGACAGCUGCUCUUGAAACAAGCAAACUCAGAAAAGGAAUGGGACGACGAAAUACCCGUUCAGUUAGGUGUUUCCAAGUGCUCGAUUAUUAUGAAUGUAUCCAGAACGUGUGAGCUUGCAAAAAAGACCGGUGCGGAGCGACAGUACCUAAUGUUGUAUUACACUUGGAAUAGUAUGGUUUUGUCGGAAUUGAUAAACGGAACUGAGAAGCCGCGGUGUUCUCUUUGGGCCAAGAAAGCCUUCAGAAUAACGUGGAGGAGUCAACAUUGAGUUAUUUUAACGCAGUUUGCGAAGGUCCACAGUACACCAAGUAUCCAGGAGGUUGUCCGUUACUUGACGAAUAAAACAUCUUUU
Molecule: messenger RNA, 731 nt
Organism: Rhipicephalus sanguineus (brown dog tick)
Lineage: Eukaryota; Metazoa; Arthropoda; Arachnida; Ixodida; Ixodidae
Exons: 9
Coding region: 18-647 (209 amino acids)
Source: RefSeq, a predicted model, not a curated record